Penicillium roqueforti is the source of this 774-nucleotide messenger RNA. RefSeq lists its product as uncharacterized. Lineage: Eukaryota; Fungi; Ascomycota; Eurotiomycetes; Eurotiales; Aspergillaceae. Gene Ontology annotation, molecular function: protein kinase activity; ATP binding. The record is from RefSeq and is a predicted model, not a curated record. Gene Ontology annotation, biological process: protein phosphorylation. The transcript has a single exon. The coding region runs from base 1 to 774 and encodes 257 amino acids.
AUGGCCUGGGACGAAAUCAACAUCCUCAAGGCUCUGCCGUCGCAUCCUAAUAUAGUACCACUUGAUCGUGUUGUUCUCGAAGACGUGGAAUCUCGGGUGAUAGGAUUCGCAACAAAGUAUAUUCCAGGCGGAACUCUCGCCGAUCCAACCAAUCUGAAUGUACCGUUCCGAUUUGAGUGGCUACAACAGCUUACCCGACUUGUGGAUUUCCUAAAUCUCGAACCAGGGAUCAUGCAUCAAGAUAUUGCACCCCGGAAUCUACUUAUCGACCCUGAUACAAAUAAGAUUCUUCUCUUCGACUUCAACUGGGCCGUAUCUGGAAAAGAACGCUUGCUAGAUAGCCGCGAUGAUGGGACUGGCGUCGUAUUCACGCUAUACGAGAUUAUCACAAACGAUACGCACUUCACGAGCAUUCCCCACUGGGAUCAACACAUGGACAUGGUUCAGAGUAUAUCGGAGUGGACUUGCAACCGUGAACUUGACUCUGACGUAUCGAAAUCCCGCACCUUUUUGAAUGAAUGGGUUGCGAGACGCAAUGGGGACAUGGAAAGAUAUAUCAACGCACCGAACCGACUUACAUGGCCGGACCUGCCAACCCCGCCCGACCAUAGUGUGCCUUUCCAGCUAGGCAAUACCCGGGAUGGAGAGCCAUAUAUGAGAACAGGCGUGCGGUCUCGGCGCACCGCAAUGAAGCUGGGGCAGUGUUGCUCUCGCUGGGAGAGGCCACCUCGGAGCAGGUUGUUGAAAACGGCCAAAAAUGAAUUAUGUAUUUGA